This is a messenger RNA of Dicentrarchus labrax (European seabass), 4097 nucleotides long. RefSeq names its product TBC1 domain family, member 15 (gene tbc1d15). The record is from RefSeq and is a predicted model, not a curated record. The transcript is spliced from 17 exons. Gene Ontology annotation, biological process: activation of GTPase activity. Gene Ontology annotation, molecular function: GTPase activator activity. Bases 75 to 2054 code for a protein of 659 amino acids. NCBI's taxonomy places the organism in Eukaryota, Metazoa, Chordata, Actinopteri, Moronidae.
GCUGAGUUGUCACUUUUGUUUUGGAAGUUGACAGGCACGUGAGCUGCUGUCGUCAUCAGCAGAGGAGCAGCGACAUGGCGGCGAGUUGUUCUGUGAAGGUUUUAUUUGAACAGGAGGGAGUCUUCAGACAUCCCAGCAGCGAUGAAGACGGCAUCGAGCAUGAUUUACUAAUUUCAGGGUCACUUCGGAUUGUUGACAAGGAUGCUGAAAUCAUUGUGGAGUACAGACCUCUGGAAGAUACUGUCGACCCAUCAAACAUGCUGUGUGCUGGAAAGGACUCCAGUUCAGUCAUGGAGUGGGAUCAGUGCUCAGGUGAGAGGUCCCACCAGCUGUUAGAAACCCAGCAGAGUUACGAGACAGAGUGGGACAUGGUCAACGCUGUGUCCUUUAAGAAGAAGACCUGUACUAAUGGAGACAGCUCUCUCAACCACAGCCAUGAGAGGAGCAGGUGGGCUCUGGCCUUCAGUGUCAGUGAGCUCAGGUCCAUCACAGUGAAGGAAGAGGGUUGGACCUUUCUGACCUUCAGACUGAGGGAAACCUCCUCCUCCCUGCCUGCUCUGCACUUCCACCAGGGCGGCAGCACCGACUUCCUGGACAACCUGAGGAGGUUCGCUCUGCUCAGCGAGUCUCCAGAUGAUGAUACGUGUCUGUUGGUCAGCUCACCAAACAAAGCUCUGUCUCAGUCCUUCGAGAACCUUCUGGACGACAACAACUUCGGCCUUGUGCAGCAGAAGUUCAGAAAGGAUCCGUAUGUCACCACGCUGGGCGGGUUCUCCAAAGUCACCAACUACAUAUACGAUGCUUUCCGGGGCACAGAGGAGCAGCACCAGCGCCCCCCGGAGGAAGUGGCCGACGUUCUGGGUGAAGUCAUCCCAGGUCUGGAGAUCAACCAGCAGGAGGAGCCCGGCUUCGAGGUCAUUACCAGGAUCGACCUGGGAACGAGGCCUCAGGUGACGAGGAGGGAGCCGCUGUCAGCAGAGGACUGGAGCAAACACCAGGAUCCAGAGGGGAGGAUGACCAACAUCACACACCUCAAACAAGUCAUCUUUAAAGGGGGACUCUGUCACGCUGUGAGGAAGGAAGCCUGGAAGUUUCUGUUGGGAUAUUUUCCCUGGGAGAGCACGCUGGAGGAGAGGAAGAGCCUGCAGAGAGCCAAAACCGAUGAAUACUUCAGGAUGAAGCUGCAGUGGAAGUCCGUCAGUGAGGAACAAGAGAGGAGAAACUCCAAACUGAGAGACUACAGGAGUCUGAUCGAGAAAGACGUGAACAGAACUGACAGAACAAACAGGUUCUACGAAGGCAUCGACAACCCGGGUCUGGUCCUCCUCCACGACAUCCUCAUGACCUACUGCAUGUACGACUUCGACCUGGGUUACGUUCAGGGGAUGAGCGACCUGUUGUCACCAAUUCUCUACGUGAUGGAGAACGAAGUUGAUGCUUUCUGGUGUUUUGUGUCGUUUAUGGAGCAGAUGCACCAUAACUUUGAGGAGCAGAUGCAGGGGAUGAAGACUCAGCUGAUCCAGCUCAGUACUCUGCUCAGACUGCUGGAUCUGGCCUUCUGGAACUACCUCGAGUCUCAGGAUUCAGGAUAUCUGUAUUUCUGUUUCCGCUGGUUGUUGAUCAGAUUCAAGCGGGAGCUCAGCUUCCAGGACGUCCUCCGACUGUGGGAGGUGAUGUGGACGGGUCUUCCCUGUCAGAACUUCCACCUGCUGGUUUGCUGUGCCAUCCUGGACUCAGAGAAACAGAAAAUCAUGGAGGAGAACUACGGUUUCAAUGAAAUCCUCAAGCACAUUAAUGAGCUUUCAAUGAAACUGGACAUUGAAGAAAUCCUCCAGAAAGCAGAAGGCAUCUGUCUGCAGAUAAAGAGCUGUAAGGAUCUGCCUCAGUCCAUCAGCGCCAUCCUGGGCUUUGACACAGAGGUUUCUGGCUCCGCCCCCACGGACUAUGAAUCUGCUCCGGCUCUCAGACCCCCGCCGCGAGCAGACGCCUGCUCCAAUGGACACUUGAGAGAAACCAGCUCUCACAACAGCUGCAAAGUUGCCUUCAUAUCGUAGUGAACAGCAGAGACUGACUCAGUGCGUCAGAGCACCACAGCGGUCGGCGUUUCACCACGUCGCCACGACAACAGAGAGGAAGAGGAGGAGGAUGUAAAAAGGAUUUAAGAUUAUUCAGAAUCUUAUUUUUGUAAUUUCUUGUAUCAUAUUGUCUCUUUGAGUCAGAUAGUCAUUCCUUCUCUCCUGAUCAUUUCCUAAAGCUCCAUUCAGACAGCAGGAGGCGGAGUCUAAAGCCACCUCAGGGGGGCCUCAGGGGGGCCUCAGGGGGAAUAAAAGUCCACAUAUCCAGUCAGAGAAUAAACCCCACAGACUGUCUGAUUGGAGCUUUAGAGGGGCGGGGCCUCGUCAUGUGACCACGUCAGGUCCCACAUGGUGAUUUAUUUUAUUAUUAAUGAGAUCAAACUAUUAACUGAUUAAUAACCUCCUCCAGUAUUAAUCCUGAUAUCAGAGCAGAAUAAAGGAUGUUGAUGGUGGAACAUUGUGUUUUAUACAGGACGUAUUAUUAUUAUUGACACAGUCUGGUUUCUGGGGUGGGAGUUAAACCAACGUUAGGAUGGAGGAAAGGAAGUGAAAGCAGCAACAACAACAACAACAGGAAAAUAAGGUGAAAGUAAUAAGAAUGACAAAAAAAAAUAAAUCAAUGAAUUAUUCAACAUGUUACAAACUGUCACUCAUACAGUCAGAUGGUAAUAAGUUGGGAUGUGACGCAAUAAUAAAUAAAUUAUUUAAUAACACCAGACUCCAUUGAUAAAAACACUGAUUUAAGCUCUCUGGUCUGCUGCUGCCUCCAUCAUCGGUCUGUAAUCCAGACCAUCAGUCGGUCUGGUGGCUUUACAGAGAGCAAAGAUGAUAAAACAGUGUCAGUCCCGUCACAAAGAGGCAGCUGCUGAUAUUAUAAUUUAAUUGAUACAUUAUAUAUAUAAUAAUAAUAUUAUUAUUAUUAUAUGUAUAAUAAAGUACACUUUCUGAUGAAAAAACUUUUAAAUUAAUUUAAAAAACUAGCAGUCAUGCAUAAUUAGCAUAAUUAUACUAUGUUAAAUAAAGAAUAUAAUACUAAAAUGACAGAAUAUCAUCUGCAUAAAGAUAAAACUUUGGUUUUCCAUAAUCUAUUAAUUGUAAACAUUUAAAUGAAGCGCUGUAUUGUUAUUAAUGUUGUAUUAUUGUGGAUGUUUUCUGCUGAAAAUCGUUUUCAAAGCAGGAACAUUGAAGAAAGUUUGAGUUUGUGAUCCAGCGUAGAAAAUCAGUUCUUGUCCUCCAUCUGCAGAUCUUAAAGAAUCAUUCAGUUUAUAAUAACUCUUAUUUUUACAGCGUUGGUCGUCACUUCUGAUAAUAUUAUAACAGAAUGAGCUCAUUCUCCAGACGCUCAGGUCGAAGGUCAAACGAUGGAAAAAUAUGAUGAGAUCAUCCAUUUCUGAAGUGAGGAAGGUUACAUCCUCCUCAUCGUUCCACACAGCUGACAGGAAGUGACGACCAAAGCUACAAAAAUAAAGGCCUGCCUUGUAAUAAACUGUAAUCUCUUUCCUGGUUGCUUUGUUGACACCUGUGGUUAUUAUGGUCAAUAAUAAUAACUACAACCUUUGUCUGAGGUCUGUUUCCUGUGGCUAUUUCACAAUAAAAGCCAGUUGAAGUGAUUAAAUACAAAGCAGCCACAGCAGGAAAUGUAUUAGCAUUAGCAGUGAGCUAAUGAUACACUGCCUGUAUAGAGCUUUAAUUCCUUAUUAAAAGGUUUGAUUAAUUAACUUUAAUUGAACUCCCAGUAAGAGAGCAAAAAGCUUUAUUUCUAAAAUGUUCCUUUAAACCCGACACAAGAAGCUUUAUUAAUCAACAUCUGCUGUUCAGACGGCUUUAUUAGAAAGACAGGGUUGACAGGAAAUAAUGUGAUUAUUGAUAAAGGAAGCAGACACUGACUGUGCUGAAGCUUUAAUGACUGCUUUGACUUUAUUUUCUGUUUCUGCUGCAGGUUGAAACAUUUGUGAUUUCUGAUCUUUUCAUGUAAUCGAUUGAACACUUGGGGCAAUAAAACAAUUUCAGGAGCAUUUUUAA